Podarcis raffonei (Aeolian wall lizard) is the source of this 2366-nucleotide messenger RNA. Its product is annotated as serpin B6-like. Gene Ontology annotation, cellular component: cytoplasm. Gene Ontology annotation, molecular function: serine-type endopeptidase inhibitor activity. The record is from RefSeq and is a predicted model, not a curated record. Lineage: Eukaryota; Metazoa; Chordata; Lepidosauria; Squamata; Lacertidae. The transcript has 7 exons. The coding region runs from base 283 to 1422 and encodes 379 amino acids. Gene Ontology annotation, biological process: negative regulation of endopeptidase activity.
UGCGAGCCGUUCUGCACAUGCUCAGUGGCAAUGGAAGCCGGCAGCAAACUUGGGGGGCUCGAAGCUGCGGCUCCUUCCCCUCGCCACCCUAUUAGGUUCCCGGAUAGCGGCUGAGUCAGGGGCUGAGUCAUAGGCAGGAGCGCCUCCCCUGGCAGGACGGGAUGGUUUCGUUUCCCCUUCUCCGGUUUCCCGUCGCCACUCGGUGCCUCUCUUUGCUCGCAGCCGGAGCCCUUCCUGCGAUCCGUGCGUAACAGCCGCGCCCAUUCCUCCCGGUUAUAAGACAUGGACCGCCUCACUGCAGCAAACAGUGCCUUUGCCCUCAAUCUGUUCAAGAAGCUAAGUGAAAAUGAUAAUACAGCGAACAUGUUUUUUUCUCCUUUGAGCAUUUCUUCUGCUUUGACAAUGGUCUCUCUGGGUGCGGCAGGGAACACUGCAGCCCAAAUGGCAAAGGUGCUGUCUGUGACCAACGACGUAGAGUUUCACCAGGGAUACAAGAAACUUAUUUCUGAAAUCAACAAGCCAGACACCAAGUACUUGCUUAGGCUAGCCAACAGGCUAUUUGGAGAAACAUCCUAUGAGUUUAUUUCAUCAUUCAUAGACUCCAGCCAGAAAUUCUAUCGAGCAGGUCUAGAGAAACUAGACUUCAUUAAAGCAUCAGACGAUUCCAGGAAAUACAUAAAUAAUUGGGUGGAAGAACAGACAGCAAGUAAAAUCCAAAAUCUGCUCGCCCCAGGAAUAAUUGACUCCAGUACAAGGCUGGUCUUGGUGAAUGCUAUCUAUUUCAAGGGAAACUGGGCAAAUCAGUUCAACAAAGAUCACACACAGGAAAGGCCGUUCAAAAUUAGCAAGAAUGAAAGCAAACCAGUGCAGAUGAUGUUCAAGAAAGCUAAAUUCAACAUGACAUGGAUAUCGGAACUUCGCACCAAAAUUCUCGAGAUUCCUUAUGUUGAUAACGAGCUCAGCAUGAUCAUCCUGCUUCCUGAUGAGAUUGCAGAUAAUUCUACAGGCCUGGAAAGGCUGGAGAGAGAAAUGACCUAUGAGAAACUCAAGGAUUGGAUUAACCCUGAGAUGAUGGACCUAACUGAAGUUGAGCUGUCUCUACCCAAAUUUAAACUGGAGGAAAAAUACGACCUGAAGCCUGUUCUGAGCAGCAUGGGAAUGGCUGAGGCGUUUGACCCAAGCAAGGCAGAUUUCUCCAGGAUGUCUCCCAACAAUGACUUGGUUUUGUCUGAGGUUGUUCACAAAUCCUUUGUAGAGGUAAACGAAGAGGGAACUGAGGCCGCUGCUGCUACUGCUGCUGUUAUGAUGCUGCGGUGCGCUAUGAUUGUGCCCUGUGUCACAGCCGACCAUCCCUUUGUCUUCUUCAUUCGGCACAACAAAACACAAAGCCUUCUCUUCUAUGGUAGGUUUUGCUCUCCCUGAACAAUGGGUGUCCUGUGUGUGCAGCACAAACAUUCCCCGCUGCAGCCUGCUGGCAGUAUAUCAAGUUUUCGAUUUCUCAUCCUAUUAUUUCAAAGUUAUAUUGUCUUAUCCCGUCUUCACUGCUGUUUCUCUGCUUGCGACAGCUUUUCCCAGCACCAUUCAUAUUUGAUUAACAGUUGUGCAUAAGGGGAUCACAUCUUAAAAUGGGCCAACUGAGAACUGUGGCCUUCCUUAAACCCUACUCCUAAUGAACAUUGAUGUAUUGUGUGUGCCUUAUUUAGUAUAAGGAGGCACUUGUAUCACAGACCAUUAGCAAUAUUGGUGAAGAUGAAGCAGAUCUUAUUAACUGCAUACCUCUUCAUCUUUUCCAUGCUCUUAAUAAAAACAUAGAGGGCUCAUUUUUUUUUUUACCAGGCAGCUUUGCUACAAGUUCCUAAUAUUUGUGAGGUCCAUUUUGUUCUGGACCUUUAUUUUCACAGGAUACUUCAGGGUGGGGGUGGGGAGGUGGUUUUGUUCUUAAAGAGGCAUUAGCAACCACCAAAAACAGCUUCUAUCAAAGGAGAUCCUACCAUAUAACCUCAUGUGCACUUGAUAAACAAACACAAUUGUUUAGUACUGUACCAAUUUCUGGCGUUCACACCAGCAUAUAAAUUUAAGAUAUUGGUAACCAAAGUGAAAAUGAAGAGCCUUAUUUAGUUAUUGCAACGCAGAAAAAGUGCAAUGAUUUCUACAACACACAGAAAAAUUUCGCCUUGCGAAGAAUGCAGUGCACAAGCAGAAGUAUAAAUCUGAUGUUCGGUCUACAGUGUAUUAUUCUUUGACGUUACAUGCAAAAAAAAGUAGUCACAGAAUUUUGACUUGGCAACCUGCAAGUGACAUUUAUGUAUGAAUGGAUAUCGAUUCAUGUAUUAUUGGAUUUAAAAUAAAAAUGAAAUUGUUUUGUG